AUGCGUGAGAUUGUAGGCAACAAAAGGCUUUCUGACGUGUCGGACGAGGUGGCGGCCCCGCCCAAGCGCAAGAACCUCACCCAUGCUGUGAUGAGUGAGCGGUAUCACGCCGGCGGUGUGGUAGAGGGCGACUCUGUCACCGUCGCUGCUGCUCGUCAAGAGCUUGCCCGCAUCCAGAGAGAUCACCGGUCAUUGCGGCGUAAUGAUGAGGAGCCGAGUCAGACACCCCGACUGAGCGAGUUGCUUCGUCGGCAAUCUAAGGGCCGAGAGGAUGUCGAAGGAGACGACCAAAGUAGCGAUGAUGACCGGAGCAAUUCCCGCUCCGAGCCAGGCAUCGCAGUAGCAGAAGGGCCUGUACCGGAAGAGCCUAUCGAACAGCGAGGGAAGCGAGGCCGGCCUCGAAAACAGCCCCCUUCCGAUCCGACUCUUCGCCGUCCGCCUGGCCGACCACGGAUACAUCCCCUUCACAAUCCAGCUGCUCCUCGCCGCCCACGUGGCCGUCCUCGCCGUGUCACUCGUCCAGAACCUUCUCCAGCGCCCCUACGCAGCCAAAUUCGCCAUGGUCGCCCACCAAAGCCGAGACAACCAGUAGGCCGUCCUCGCAAAAUUCCGGUCAAUGACCCGCCGCCGGUCCCGCCCCGCGAUUUCAACGAACCGCCUCCUAAAUACACGGGCGAUCUGCAGGGAUCUCCGCUUUGCAAAAACGAUGUUACUAUCAAGCAUGAGUUUAACGAGCGCCUUGCGCAGGAAAACAUGCGCCUUUGUUUCAGAUGUAAGGAACGCUGGUUUGAUGUUGAGCUAAAGGCGGAUGGAGUUUGUAAACGCUGUCACCAAAAGGAUGACAAGAAGCGGGCUGACGAACCUUUCCUUUACUCCGCCGAGAACCACCUGGACUUUGGAGAGAUGCCAGACUCUCUACCCAUCCUCCAUCCCGCCGAAGAGAUGGUUAUCUCGCGGGUCCACGUUGCAGUCAACGUGUUUACGGUCCGGGGCCAGCAGUACAAAUAUCGCGGCCAUGUUGUUCAUUUCCUUCGCGACGUAGGCAAGGUCUAUGACGAACUUCCAUUGCUGCCCAAGGAUUUGGAUAUCGUGAUUCUGCGUCCGAGCGGUUCUGAAGCCGAUCCCGCGAUGGACCGACAGUUUCGCAAGCGAUUUCGCAUUCGCCGCCGAGUGGUGGCUACCUGGCUCCGUUUCCUGUCACGCAACCAUCCUGGCUACAAAGGCUUUCUCCUUAGCGAAUCAAAUCUAAGCCAGCUACCCGAAGACGAGUCCAUCUUCGAUCAACUUACCAUCCACGAAGUGAGCAGCUGGGAAGACCUAGAGCCCGACCAGGGCCCAGUCGACGGUGACAGGCCGGAGAACGAGGAUGGGCUGGGGUUCGAUGAAGCAGCUGUACCCAACGUGCUGGUCAAGGAUUCGGAAUUCGCCCUGCUGCAGGGCGGACUCGAAAACAACGGCCCGGAGAACCAAGAACGUCCUCCAAUGCAGCAGCAGCAACCGCGCGACGCUCACCACCUUCCAAUGCCUCCCAUCAGAUUCACGCCGAUCAGCGAGUUCAACCGGUCGCAGGCUCUGCUGUCGCUAGCAUGUCCCAGCCUCUACCCACGCGGUCUUGCUGAUUUCAACCAGCCGAGGCAACGCGCCAUCAGCUACUCGGAUUACUUGGCGCAUGCGAUGAAGUGGCAUGACGGGCGUUUUGCCCGCCAUCAUACCUUCCGUUACAUCGCAUUGAACACCCUCAUGCGGCAGCAGGCCUAUGGGCACAGCCGGUUCUACGUCAACAAGCAGCGGUCUACCGUCCUAACCAAGGCGGAGUUACAACAGGCACUGGAGAAUCCCGACCGUCCUGAAGCUCAGGCAAUCCUCAACCAGAUCUCCCGCUUUGCUGGGGCGAUUCAGGGUACGAGACCCUAUUGGUACCGCCGGCGCAGGGAGUGCGAAUCUUUCGCGCACUGUCUGGGCGUCCCCGGCGUAUUCAUCACGUUGAGCCCAGCCGAUCUGCACUGGCACGACCUCUACCGGCACAUGCCGGAAUUCGAGCGGUGGCAGGUGUUGGACGAGCCGGCCCGGAUCUCGUUGUCCGGUCGCCUGCUUCGCGAGAACCCCCAUAUCGCGGCGUGGUACUUCACCACGCGGUUCAAGGCAUUCCGAGACGUGGGCCCGCAGCAGGCUACCAGCACAGAUGAGGAGAGGGCGAGGUUCGCGCGUUUGUGGGGUUACCACAUCUCGGCGGAAAACCCCCAGCCCCAUCGGAUUGGACAAGGAGGUGAUGGCGGCAACCCACUGAACGUCGACGCACUGCAGACGGAAGUAACAUGGGACUGGCUGGAUCGCGUCCUCAACCGGUGCCAACGGCAUCAUUGCUCGUCCACCUACUGUUUGCGCAUCAACAAACGCGCGGCGGAACUGGCAGAGAAGAACGGCGAGCCGGGCCCCGAACCGGAAUGCCGGUUUCUGUUUCCCCGCCCGCAUCGAGAGGAAGCCGGCUUGGUUAGAAGGCCGGGCAAGACGUGGUGGUCGUUUGAGGCGGUACGGAACGACUCCCACAUGAACCAGUAUAACCGGCUCAUCACGCUCUGCUGGCUGGCCAACACCGACAUCUCGCCGUGCACCGGGAUCGAGGCGGUGAUCAACUACGCCGCCAAAUACUGCAGCAAGACCGAGACCAAGACCAGCACGUACGCCGAGAUCGCCGGGGCCAUAUUGCCACACGUCUCGGACAGGAACCCCAUGCUGUCGUUUGUUUCGAGGAUGAUGAACAAGUUAAUCGGCGAGAGGGAUUACUCCGCACAGGAGACGUGCCACAUCCUCCUCAAGCUACCCCUCUACCAGGACAGCCGCGUUGUGAUUAGCGUCGACUGCCGACCGGCUGACAGGCAUAACCGGUUGGCAGAAUUCUCCGAAGCGGAUGAGGCUGUCCAGACGAAGAAGACGUCGUACGAGAAAUACCUGGAACGGCCUAGUGACAUGGAGGCGGUGUCGUAUUUCAGGUUCCUGGAGACGUGGAACUUCCAAUCGCCAAACCCGGGCAACUGGAGGGAAUGGCGCCCACCCGCUCGGCCCAGGGUGUUGUAUUACUUCCCGCGGUACACGCCGGUCCAUGGGCACGUACAGUUCGAGGACUUCUGCCGGGUCAAGCUUAUGCUGGCACAUCCUCAUCGGGAAUGCGGCGGCUUUCUAACCCUCGACGGUACCCGUUUCUCAGGCUACGUGGCGGCAUACGAGCACUGCUUGGAGCACCAUGAACAUGAGGAUGACCACUACGGAGAGGCGGAAGCGCCGGAACCCGCGGCUGACGAGGACGAGUUCCGGGCUGUACCCUUCCAGGAAGAUAUCAGUCUCGAAGACUGGCAGGAGCUCGCACGCAUGGUGCCUGAGCUCCAACCAGAACACGAGGAGAUCGACCUACUGACUAGGCGAGAUAUCGACAUCAGGUACGACUGGCAUCCCCACGUCGGCCGGUAUAUCGAUGAACGGUUCGACAGCGGCAAAUACUGGGAUCUUCUCAAAGUCGAGCACCCCAGUAUGGCGGGAGAUGUUGAACACAUUCCUCUGAAGGCCCGGGAUACCCUCAACCGGGAACAGAGGAUCGUGUACGACACUAUUAUGGGCCACCUAGAACGGGAUAACGUACCGCCCAUCCUGUUGCAUGUUGACGGCGGCGGAGGCACUGGGAAGUCGUACAUGGUCAACAUGCUGUCGUCUCACCUCCAGCAAACUCUCCCCGGCCGAAAAUCGCCCAUUCUCCGUGCCGCACCCACCGGGGUCGCGAGCAACCAGAUCAAUGGCCAGACGCUGCACUCCCUCCUCCGCUUGCCUAUCGAUGGCAACUACCGCCCGUUGACCGAAACACCCACUGUUUUGGGGAACCUACAGCGUGUUUUUGCGGGUGUACGUUACCUCGUCAUCGACGAAAAGAGCAUGCUGGGGCUCAAGACUCUGGGUUGGAUCGAUCGGCGGCUCCGCGAGAUCUUUCCGGAGAAGAAUGACUUCUUUUUCGGCGGAUUGAGCGUCAUUCUGAUCGGAGACUUCUUCCAGCUGCCGCCGGUGCUGAACAAGCCGAUCUAUGCCGAGUACGACAGGUUGAUGAAGGAGAUGGAGGUUGCUGGUCUCAAUGCCUACCGCGCCUUCGAGCACUCGGUUUUCUUGGAGACAAUCCAGCGGCAACAUGGGGCGGACCAGGCCGGGUUUCGCGACGCCUUGGUCGAGCUCAGACAGGCUCGGGUGUCGGUCACGGGGUGGGAGCUGUUAGUCUCCCGGUGCGCGUCCAAUCUCUCACCCAGAGUACAAGCCGGUUUCGCGAACGCCGUACGCAUUUAUCCGACGAGAGAAAAGGUGCGGUCUUAUAAUCAUGACCACAUGGUCGACCUGAACUCUCCGGCCCUCUACGUAGAGGCUACCCACCAAGGCGACGGGGCAAGUAAGGCCGAGUCGAAAGACGCCGGCAACCUGUCGAGCCGCUUCCCGGUAUGCAUCGGCGCCAGAGUGAUGUUGACCAGGAAUAUCUGGAACCCGGUGGGCCUGGUGAACGGCGCCCAAGGCACGGUACACGAUAUCGGCUGGGCGGAAGGGGCGGACCCCCUGCGGGAUCCGCCGUUGGUCAUCAUGGUGGCCCUCGACAAGUAUACGGGGCCGCCGUACUACACAAGAGACGUAGAGCUUCAGGACGGGCAGGGCAGGUUGGUGGUCCCGAUCCUGCAGGUGAGGCAAGACUUCACCCUGAAGAACAAGACGUGCAGCCGCACACAGUUCCCCCUAGUGGUCGCGUACGCUAUCACGGUGCACAAGUCCCAGGGGAUCACGCUGCCCAAGGUGGUGUGCGACAUCUCGGAGCGCGAGUUCGCUUCCGGGUUGUCAUACGUGGCCGUCUCCCGGGCGUCGAGGCUGGACGGGGUGAUGUUCGACGUACCAUUCGACCGAAGCCGAGUGAACCGGGACCCGCCGACUGCUGCCAUGCAGAGGAAGCUGGCGGAUUACGAGAGGCGUUGGAAGGCUAGGUUGCUAGAGCCGCUAUACCGACCAAGCAACGUGGAAGCGAGCGAUACGGAGAGUUAUGUGUGA
This is a messenger RNA of Chaetomium globosum CBS 148.51, 5061 nucleotides long. RefSeq lists its product as uncharacterized. The transcript has 3 exons. The record is from RefSeq and is a predicted model, not a curated record. Lineage: Eukaryota; Fungi; Ascomycota; Sordariomycetes; Sordariales; Chaetomiaceae. The coding region runs from base 1 to 5061 and encodes 1686 amino acids. Gene Ontology annotation, molecular function: DNA binding; DNA helicase activity. Gene Ontology annotation, biological process: telomere maintenance; DNA repair.